UAAAAAAAACAACAACAAAAAACCCCAAAAAACAAAAUGUGGUAUACCCAUAUACUAGAAUAUAGCAUACAUAAAACUUUAAAAUGUUAUGCUAAGUGAAAGAAGCCAGUCACAAAAGACCAGAUAUUAUGACUGCAUUUAUGUGAAAUGUCUGCCCCCCCUCCCCAUAGGCAUAUCCCUGGAGGCAUAUCCAUACAGAAAGCAGAUUAGUGACUGCCUGGGGCUAGGGCGGGAGGACAGGGAGGGGGCACUGGGAAAGGGAGGCGACUGUUAAUGGGUGUGGGUUUCUUUUGGAAGUGCUGCUAAUGUCCUACAAUUGGCUCCUCUGAGGGGGCGUGGCUAGGCCCUGGGGGGCGUGACUCUCAGGGCGGGAUGAGCCAGCUUAAAGCGCAGUGGCCAGGCUGUGGUGGCUGUUACUCCUGGAGGCAUGGAGGGGUGCGCUUGCCUCUGUGUUGUGGGCUCUUUGCGGGGAUGUCAGUGUUGUCAGGAGUGCCAGGGCCCAGCUGAGAAGGCAGCAGCCGAUGGCAAGUCCUGUCGUCAGAAGCGCCAGCGCCCCGCUGAGAUGGCAGCGGCCGAUGGCAAGCCAGCCCCGGCCCCGGCAGAAAAGCACAUCGAGGCGGACGAGGCAGCGGGGUGCUGUGCGGGGAGUGGAGAAAUCGCAAGUCCCAUGCUGCUGCCGCCGCCCCCGCACUGCUCGCUGCAGGACCUGCCGGUGGAAAUGCUGGUGGAGAUCUUCGCCUCGCUCCCCGUCACCGAUCUGCCCAGCCUGGCCCUGGCCUGCACCAAAUUCCACCACAUCCUGCACAUCGACAGCAUCUGGAGACGGCGCUGCCGGGAGGAGUUUGGCGUUUGUGAAAACUUGCAGAACCUGGAGACGAUCGGUAUGUCUUAUCGAGAAGUCUAUGCGAAGUUGCUCCACCCAUACAGACACAUUUUGGGAUUGUGGCAGCUAGAUACUGAGGGCUAUAGAACACUGCUGAAUGUCGUGGUGGACGGCUUAGGCAUUACUGGUUGGACGUUCAGGCCUUGCCUUAACACCCAGGUGGAUGGCCCAAUGCAAUUCGAGCCCGCGUUCAGAAUUCGCCUGACGGAGCGGAAAUCAGCCGCGGUGGAGUGCAUGGAAGGCCGCCACAGCAGGCCCCACAACUGCCACAUGCAGAUUCAGAAGGACAGGUUCACCACCCUGUGCAAGAAGACAGACCACCGAAAGGAUUCACCAACGCGGCUUAGGGACGAAUGGGGGCGGGUGCUGGCGCAGGAGGUCAGACAGCAGUAUGACUGCCUGACCUACCGCCGCCUCUACCUCCCGCCCAGCCACCGGGACGACCUCAUCAGGCCAGGCCUCUUCCAAUGCAACUGCAAUGCCUACGGCCUAUCGAUUGCCAUGCUCAGCUUCCAUGGGAAGUAUGCCAGGCUCACGAAGGUCACGGGAAACUCCAACCACAGUUUAGAGAUCCACCUCAUGCGCCGCAUCCAGCUGCCAGAUGGCGAGAUCUUCCGCAACUUCAGUGAGCUCUCCCGCGUGGUCCAGGAGAUCGACAAGCAGGUGAUCCGGGAGCAGCAGCAGCAGCAGCAAGAAGACGGGACUGAGGAAAGCGAGGGCCAUGGCUGGCAGAGCCCAGCCCAGCCCAGCGUCAUAGAGUCCUUGGCUGCAGCUUCGGAGGAGCAGCCUGUUCCGUUUGUUCUGCCAGCAGAUGUGCUCUCAAGAGACCAGAACUACCCCCGAACCUGCAGGAUGUGUUUCUAUGGCGUGGACACUGUUACUUAUACUGCUACCUUAAAUGGCUUCGCCUACACCGGGCGCCACCUGGGAGUCUUCAUCCUGUUCGAUGAGAACCACUUCGGGUUCAUCUGGCCUGAGUUGAAUUAUUUCAUCCUGUUCAGCAGAGUCCAGAACACCUUCCAGAAUGUGGAGGCACCAUCUUCGCAGGCCUUCCUGGAGACGCUCAAGAACAUUCAGUCUGGACCCUCUGGGAGGAGCAGCUUUCAUGCACUUUGAAGAUUUUGAAUUUAUAACUUUUUUAAAUAAAAAGUUUAAAAGGAA
Myotis myotis is the source of this 2044-nucleotide messenger RNA. Its product is annotated as F-box only protein 31-like. The transcript has a single exon. Lineage: Eukaryota; Metazoa; Chordata; Mammalia; Chiroptera; Vespertilionidae. Bases 428 to 1999 code for a protein of 523 amino acids. The record is from RefSeq and is a predicted model, not a curated record. Gene Ontology annotation, molecular function: protein binding.